This is a messenger RNA of Notothenia coriiceps (black rockcod), 1786 nucleotides long. It is a transcript of the gene cyp3a65, whose product is annotated as cytochrome P450, family 3, subfamily A, polypeptide 65. The transcript is spliced from 13 exons. The record is from RefSeq and is a predicted model, not a curated record. Gene Ontology annotation, molecular function: oxidoreductase activity, acting on paired donors, with incorporation or reduction of molecular oxygen, reduced flavin or flavoprotein as one donor, and incorporation of one atom of oxygen; iron ion binding; steroid hydroxylase activity. The coding region runs from base 60 to 1556 and encodes 498 amino acids. NCBI's taxonomy places the organism in Eukaryota, Metazoa, Chordata, Actinopteri, Perciformes, Nototheniidae.
GAUUUUGGACUUUAGUGGAGCUUGUGCUGCCAUUGACUAAAAAGAAAAAACACGCAGAGAUGGGCUUUUAUUUUUCAACUGAGACAUGGACCCUCCUGGUGGCUUUCAUCACACUGACCAUUGUGUAUGUCUGCUGGCCAUUUGCUACAUUUAAGAAAAUGGGCGUCCCUGGUCCAACACCAAUCCCUUUUUUUGGGACCAUGUUGGAAUAUAAAAAGGGAUUCACUGUCUUUGAUGAGAAUUGCUUCAAGAAAUAUGGAAAAACAUGGGGCAUAUUUGAUGGCCGUCAGCCCGUGCUGUGCAUCACUGAUCCGGCCAUGAUCAAAACUGUUCUGAUAAAGGAGUGUUACUCUCUCUUCACCAAUCGCAGAAACUUCCGUCUGAACGGGGAGCUUUACGAUGCUGUGUCAAUCGCUGAGGACGAUCAGUGGAGGAGGAUCCGCAGCGUUCUCUCUCCCUCCUUCACCUCAGGGAGACUGAAGGAGAUGUUUAGCAUAAUGAAGCACCACUCGGCUAACCUGCUCAGCAGCAUGAAGAAGAAGGCAGACAAGGAUGAGCCCUUAGAGAUGAAGGAGUUCUUUGGACCCUACAGUAUGGAUGUAGUGACCAGCACAGCCUUCAGUGUCGACAUUGACUCACUCAACAACCCCUCAGACCCUUUUGUCACAAACAUCAAGAAGAUGCUGAAGUUUGAUUUUUUUAACCCUGUCUUCCUCACUGUUGCUUUUUUUCCCUUCAUGGGUCCUAUUUUUGAGAAGUUGAAUUUUUCAUUUUUCCCUACUUCGGUCACUGAUUUCUUUUACGCUGCACUGCAGAAGAUCAAGACUGGUCGAGAGCAAAGCAAGCAAAAGAGUCGAGUGGAUUUCCUUCAGCUGAUGAUUGACUCCCAGAAAACCCACGAUUCCAGUGAAGUGGAAGAGGACAAAGGUUUAAGCGAUCAUGAGAUCCUCUCUCAAGCGAUGAUUUUCCUGUUUGCUGGCUAUGAAACAAGCAGCAGCUCUCUCAGUUUCUUGGCUUAUAAUCUGGCGAUAAACCCUCAUAUCAUGAAACGGCUGCAAGAGGAGGUGGACUCCACUUUCCCUAACAAGGGUCCUGUUGAGUACCAGGCUCUGAUGGAGAUGGCGUAUCUAGAUGGCGUCAUCAACGAGUCUCUCCGAUUGUACCCAAUUGCCCCACGUCUGGAGCGUGUGGCCAAGGCGACUGUGGAGAUAAAUGGCCUUGUGAUUCCCAAAAAUAUGGUAGUGAAUGUACCCACAUGGACCCUUCACAGGGACCCUGAUCUGUGGCCCGAGCCAGAGGAGUUCAAACCUGAGAGGUUCAGCAAGGAAAACAAGGGGAAUAUUGAUCCGUACACAUACAUGCCUUUCGGGGCAGGACCCAGGAACUGCAUCGGGAUGCGAUUUGCUCUGGUGAUGAUGAAACUAGCAUUGGUGGAGAUCCUGCAGAGGUACAGCUUCUCUGUGUGUAAGGAGACUGAGAUACCCUUGGAGAUGGACGUCCAGGGUCUGCUGAUGCCAAAACGUCCAAUUCAGCUGAAGCUGGAGGCACGUUCUUAAUCCUUAAACUGAAAAAAACAAGAAUAUAAAGGUUAAUCAUUUGAGCUUUUAUGCAUACAGACCUAUUGUAAAUAAUUACAAAAAUGUUACCAAGGUAAAAGUACAGUUGUGUGUGCAAUUGUAUCAGUUACUUCUGUUUUUCCUGUCAAAGCUUUAAUGUCAAAAUACAUUGUGUCACAAAUGGAUAAUUUGUAAAGCCUGUGUUAAAGAUAAAAUAAAUGGAUUUUUUC